UGCUUUCACCUAGGCUUGGGUGGCUAGCCAGCUAUCCUGUUGGUAACUUUUAUAAGACGCAAACAAUCCCAGUUAAGGACCUACUUCAAGACCCGGAGGCGCCAUAUUUGAUACAAAUGUACAAAUAGUAUCUUGUCUGGUGGCGUAAGCUUCGUUACAUAGCAAUAUUACAGUCGAAGAUUGUUUUGUUAUAUUUCUUAUUUCUUCAAAUACGUAAAAUAACAGAAAUAGUAAAAGAUGAAUGUCAUAGACCAUGUUCGGGAUAUGGCGGCUGCAGGACUUCAUUCGAACGUGCGGAUAAUAAGCAGCCUGUUACUGACAAUGAGCAAUAACAACCCAGAACUGUUCUCCCCGUCUCAGAAGUACCAGCUACUGGUGUACCAUGCAGACGCACUGUUUCACGACAAGGAGUACAGAAACGCAGGGUGCAAGUAUAGGAUGGCUCUGCAGCAGAAGAAGGUACUGAGUAAAACCUCCAAAGUGCGUCCUUCUACGGGGGGCACUGCGUCCUCGCUGCAGUCACAGAGCCUUCCUUCCGAGAUCGAAGUGAAGUACAAGAUUGCCGAAUGCUAUACUAUUCUGAAGCUGGACAGGGACGCCAUCGCUGUGCUGGAUGGGAUCCCCUCCCGCCAGAGAACCCCCAAGAUCAACAUGAUGCUGGCUAACCUGUACAGAAAGGCGGGUCAGGAGCGGUCUGCGGUGACCAGCUACAAAGAAGUCCUGAGGCAGUGCCCCCUGGCACUCGACGCCAUAAUUGGCCUUCUCUCUCUGUCGGUGAAAGGAGCUGAAGUGGCGUCAAUGACCAUGGACGUGAUUCAGAGCAUUCCCAAUCUGGACUGGCUCUCUGUGUGGAUAAAGGCCUACGCUUUCAUCCAUGCUGGGGACAACCACAGAGCCAUCAACACCAUCUGCUCACUGGAGAAGAAGUCUCUGCUGCGGGACAAUGUGGAUCUGCUGGUGAGCCUAGCAGACCUGUACUUCAGGGCAGGGGACACCAAGAACUCCAUCCUAAAAUUUGAGCAGGCCCAGAUGCUGGAUCCCUAUCUGAUCAAAGGCAUGGACGUGUACGGCUACCUGAUGGCUCGCGAGGGGCACCUGGAGGACGUGGAGGUCCUGGGGGGGCGACUGUUCAACAUCUCCGACCAGCACGCGGAGCCCUGGGUCAUCUCCGGCUGCCACAGCUUCUACAGCAAGCGCUACUCUCGCGCCCUCUACCUGGGCGCCAAGGCCAUCCAGCUGAACAGCAACAGCGUUCAGGCGCUCCUCCUGAAGGGGGCAGCGCUGCGCAACAUGGGCCGUGUGCAGGAGGCCAUCAUCCACUUCCGGGAGGCCAUGCGCCUCGCCCCCUGCCGCCUCGACUGCUACGAAGGGCUGAUCGACUGCUACCUGGCCUCCAACGGGAUCCGGGAGGCGAUGGGGAUGGCCAACAACAUCUACAAGACGCUGGGCGCCAACGCCCAGACCCUGACCAUCCUGGCCACGGUGUGCCUGGAGGACCCCAUGACCCAGGAGAAGGCCAAGACCCUGCUGGACAAGGCGCUGGCGCAGAGGCCCGACUACAUCAAGGCCGUGGUGAAGAAGGCCGAGCUGCUGAGCCGAGAACAGAAAUAUGAGGAGGGAAUUGCUUUGCUGCGACACGCUCUGGCCAAUCAGAGCGACUGUGUGCUGCACAGGAUGCUGGGAGAUUUUCUGGUGGCUGUCAAUGACUAUCAAGAGGCAAUGGACCAAUACAGCAUCGCACUCAGCCUGGACCCCAACGACCAGAAGUCCCUGGAGGGCAUGCAGAAGAUGGAGAAGGAGGAGAGCCCGACGGAGGCCACGGUGGAGGAGGACGGCGACGACAUGGAGGGCAGCGGGGAGGACGGGGACCUGGAGGGGAGCGACAGCGAGGCGGCGCAGUGGGCCGACCAGGAGCAGUGGUUCGGCAUGCAGUGACCCCUGCCCCCCCCCCCAGCUCCCGACGCGCGCCCCGGGGGCCUCUGGGGUACGGCGACGCGCUCCGCCCCCGCCGCGCUCGCCCGAUCGAGCGGCGGGGAUCUGAACCCCCUUUUCUAUCCUUUCUGCGCUCGCCACACCCCCGAAAAUCUGGUCUCGUCGGCGGGACCUGCACCCCAGGGAGAAGGGGCCCUGCUCAGGUGAGAGGGCGUGGCUGGGUGUGGCCCCGCACCUCCUACCGGGGUGCGGGGGGGGGGGCUCCACUCGGUCUUGUGGACGGUGUAGGAGCUGGGCUCGGGCAUUACACCUGCCGUGUGAGGACUGUGUACAUGUCCAAACUGGGAUGAGAGAGUUCACUGCAAUACGCUUAUUUUGCUGCUUUUGUCUUUCUUUUUUUUUUCCCUUAUGGGUGUUCUCUCUGCUCCCUCUUCCUGUACGACUGCAGUCUGUCAUUAGUAUUUAAGCUUUGCCUUAUGAAAUUUGUGAAACUGUAUACAUUCAUAUCGUUUUUCUGACUUGACUUCUUUGGCCUGCUUUAUUCCCUAAUCAUGUAAUGGUUUUGUUUAAAUUUUUAAUUCUCUUUUUUUGGGGGUGGGGAUGGGGGGGUGGGAGAGACAUAAAUGUUGUGGGGGGAGGGGGGGUUUGUAAUGAAGAUGUUUAUAACAAAGUGUAGUGUGCUGUAUAUAUACAUAUAUAACAAUCUUGUGUAGUGUAGACAAAAUAAAUACAAUCAUGGCUGUAGUUCUUGUGUUCUGGCUGCAGUAGACAAUUUUGGGCCUGUGGCAGUGGGUAUGAAUGAAUUUCAGGACCAUUUGGUGUUAGAUUUUUUACUUUUUUGGAGCACGGUGAAUAUACAAAGGUGUGAAACAAUCCCAGUGCGCUUCAAGUCAAGGUUUUGAGGGUGCAGGGAGUGUGAGAGGAUAAUGUUUACCCUUGUGACCGAUGCUGGUCAUGAAGCCUUUUCACCCUGUUGCAGUGGUGCCCAAUCAUAUGCCAUGGGAGGGCCAAGAGUAUGCAGAUUUUCAUUCCAACCAAUCAUUCCACCUGCUGAUUUCACCAAUUAGUUCCCUCCUCUCUGGUUGAAGGUGUGUUUAGUGAAAUAAGUAGGUGUAGCGAUUGGUUGGAAUGAAAACCUGCAUACUUUUAGCCCUCCAUGGUUGGGCACCACUGCCCUAUUGAUUUACACAAAAUUACCCAAAAUCAACAAGCCAAUUUAUUUUGCAGCUUGUGUCUUGGAGAGCUGAACAGUCAGGCACACACACUCACAAGUCAUGUAUAAUCUUUAUUUACCUGAAACCACAAGCCCGUGUGAUGCACAUUACAAUCAGCGCUGAAACAAACAGUAGCUCUUAUUUACAGUUGUUCGGAGUUGAAACAUGCUGUUUAAAGGGACUGACUGCUUCUUUCAAAGUAUAUGCAUCACAGUAUUGCUGCACCAUCACCCGCCCAGAUACUGCAGAAUGUUAUUUAAAUAACUUAGAUUUGCAAAAAAACAAAAACAAA
Molecule: messenger RNA, 3438 nt
Organism: Anguilla rostrata (American eel)
Lineage: Eukaryota; Metazoa; Chordata; Actinopteri; Anguilliformes; Anguillidae
Gene: anapc7
Product: anaphase promoting complex subunit 7
Exons: 11
Coding region: 238-1935 (565 amino acids)
Biological process (GO): positive regulation of mitotic metaphase/anaphase transition; cell division; protein ubiquitination
Cellular component (GO): anaphase-promoting complex
Molecular function (GO): protein binding
Source: RefSeq, a predicted model, not a curated record